GAAGCCUGUAUUACUGUUUCCUUAAGGCUAAUACAGUCACCUACACUCUAUUCGCAUGAUAGCAGGUUUUGUUACAAUAGGUUUAUUCAAUUCAUGUGUUAAAAUAGUGCAUUACUGUGUAGGAUAUUAAAACCUCAUCACGGUUCAAAGUGAGCGUUUGUGACGUGACAAUGCGCAUGUUUAUUUUUGCUUUCUUACAUUAGCGCGAGACCCUUAUUUUCCAAAGCAGCCGACAAACUUUCUAAAGGAUGGCCGAUUCGUCCGCUCGCUCCGAGCUUCCACGCAUCAGCGACGACGACAAGUUGGAGAUGAACAAGGAAUUGGAGAGGAUGAUUGAAGACGUUGAGAGUAUGUCAGCGCACCUGACCUGGAUGGCCUAUGAUAUGGUGGCACUGCGGACUAGUCCGGAGCUGGGAGCCUCUAUGCAAAAGCUGAAGGAAGCUUAUCUCAAAUGUAGAGCUGCUGUCUGCGGAGACCCUGACCAGGAGUCACAGAUUGACAAAUAUGCUGAGACUGCUGUCACAACACUUUCUCAGAUGUGAUGCUUCUUAUAAGAGUUUUGAGUUCACAAGUACCCACUAGAAUUAA
This is a messenger RNA of Oreochromis niloticus (Nile tilapia), 588 nucleotides long. It is a transcript of the gene syce3, whose product is annotated as synaptonemal complex central element protein 3. Lineage: Eukaryota; Metazoa; Chordata; Actinopteri; Cichliformes; Cichlidae. The record is from RefSeq and is a predicted model, not a curated record. The coding region runs from base 249 to 542 and encodes 97 amino acids. Gene Ontology annotation, biological process: spermatogenesis; reciprocal meiotic recombination; synaptonemal complex assembly. The transcript has 3 exons.